UUCAAAUAGGUGCGACAACUUAUUUAACUUACUACAUUUCAUGGAAAACUUACUUAACUUACUAAAUUUCAUUCAAGGGAAAAAUGUUCUCUGUAAACUUUUCCCAAGUAGAAAAUAUAAUAGGCCUAUGUAUUAUAAUAGAUUUACAUUUGAAAGUUACAGUUGUUUAUCAUUCAACUUUCCUGGAAAAAGACACUUUAUGUUUCAGGUAAUUUAAAUGUCUAAAGCUCAUUUAAAUGCACAGAAAACGUUUUAACUAGCAUUGGUCCCUGUUCUGGACAUUUCUGGACAUUUUUUUAGCCCCUGCAAUCCCCCUAUCCCUAGUUUUUGCUGCAGACCAUACUUCCAGAUUUCUCUGGACUUCUCUCCUAAUAACACAUCAUGGAGUCAUCCGUCCUCCCCAUUUUUCCUGCUGGUGUGGUUCAGUCCCAGCUUUUCUCUGUGCUGCAGCUUUACCUGGAUGCUGCUAGAACAUCCCCCUGUGGGUGAGGGAGGGGUAUCUGCACGAGUCUUAACUGCGUUGUUUUUGGAUUACAUCACUAUAUCGUCAGAGGGUGAGCAGGCAAGAAGAGCACUAUCAAUCCGAAGUCUUUUCUCACAGCUGUCAGUCCUUAGCCAGACUGCAAAAAACUACACAAUCGAGAAAGACGACACCAGAGACUCAUUGACUGGUUUGAAUAAAGAACAAGGCAGCCCACUGCAGGACGACAGACAUCAUGACACAGGGCAAGCUGUCACUUGCAAACAAGUCCACCAAUGGCUCCCCAAGUGGACAGGCAUUAGUGUCCCCUGCUCCUCCCAGCUAUGAGGAAGCCACUGCAGGCACCAGUGCCCCUUGCUACAAUGAUGCAGAGAUGCUCACAGAGUUCACGUGGGAUGAUCGGAACAUCAGGAGGAUCUUCAUCCGUAAGGUGUACGCCAUCCUGAUGAUCCAGCUUUUGGUGACUCUUGCUAUUGUGGCUCUUUUCACUUUCUGUGACCCUGUGAAGGACUACAUUCAAACCAACCCAGGGUGGUACUGGGCCUCUUACGUAGUGUUCUUUGUUACAUACCUGACUCUGUCUUGCUGCUCUGCACCAAGGAGACAGUUUCCAUGGAAUCUGAUCCUGCUUGCAAUCUUUACCCUAUCCCUCUCCUACAUGACAGGGAUGUUGUCCAGCUUCUAUAACACCAAAUCAGUGGUGGUGUGUCUGGGCAUCACAGCAGCAGUCUGUCUCCUUGUCACAGUCUUCAGCUUCCAAACUAAGAUUGACGUGACAUCAUACCAAGGCGUGCUGUUUAUCUUCUGCAUGGUUAUGUUCAUCUCUGGACUGGUGCUUGCAAUCGUCCUUCCCUUUCAAUAUGUACCUUGGUUGGAUGCCACCUACGCUACCUUGGGAGCCAUACUGUUUACCAUGUUUUUGGCAUUUGACACCCAGCUCCUCAUGGGGAACAAGCGGUACACCCUGAGUCCAGAAGAGUAUGUCUUUGCCACUCUCAACAUCUACCUAGAUAUUGUCUACAUCUUCUCCUUCUUCCUCCAAAUCUUUGGAACAAAACAAGAGUAAACCAUCACCCUAGAUUUCUGGCCUACAGAGAAGGGAUGCACCAGUCUGGACAUUAAGCAGACCCAAUAAGAGUCGUAAAAUUUUGGUGAUUGUGGUGACAAAUCUUCUAAUUGUAACAGCUUUAUUUUUUGCCUGAUACUGAUACUGGUUGUGAAUAAUUUGUGAAUCUCUUGUACAAUUAAACAUGUACAUAGCCAGUAUCCACACCCAAGAUGUCAACAACCUUUCCCUCCUCUCUAGCAUGUUGUGGACCUAUACUAUACUUUGGGGCUAGUUUACCAGCUUUACCAGCUUAAAACAUUCAGUGGUCUUCCCCCAUUUAAUGUAGAUAAAACAUACUGUGAGUGUCCAUCUGAAGUCGUAUGGGUGUCUUCAUAUCCAUGCCUGCAUAGGUAUCACAAACAAUAGAUGCCAAUGCUCUUUAAGAGGUAUUUGAUCUUCAAUGCAUUAUGCAUGACUCUUAAAAACAGCAAUUGCUGUGGGUGUUGAUGUAGUGACUGAAAGCACAAAUGUACCUGUAAAACUUAAAGGUUUUUCCUGUGUUUUCAAUCAUAUGUGAUGUUGUCACAGUACUGUGCAAAACAAGAAACUCCUUCACUGUUAACAGUUUGUGGGUAGUUGACAUGGUUUUCUAGCUUUUCAAUGACAAUCUGAAAAAGUUAUUUAUUGGAUUUGCCUUGAUUUAUUACUUUGUAUGUGACGUGUUGAUGUUUGCUUAAUUUAACUAUUCAUUGUGUUCAAAUUAUUGCGGUGUUUAUUAUCAGUAUGUCAUUUGUCUUAUAUGUGUGUUUGAACCUGACUUCUUUUGAAUGAAGAUUAUUAGACAAGACUUUUCAUGAAAAAGUUUUUUUUUUUCAUGAAAACUACUUACUUUGGGCAAACCUUGACAUUAAAGUCUUUAGUCCUUAUAAUAUACUUAUUGAUUGGUUUGAAAUGGCAACACAAGAUAUUUAAUUAUAAACAUGACAGUGCCAUACAUGCAUGGGUUUACCGUAACUUUUGUGGAGGGACUCGAAUGCUAUAUUUCAUGACAUUUGAAGUUUAUUUUUCUAUGACAGAAUGAUAUAUUUCAGAAAGUGUGUGGUAUAAAAUGGUGAGUAUGAAGCUUGAAAUUAAUUUAGAAGUCGUCUAAAGUGGCCUUGGAAUACUACAUAUUUCGAUGACGUUGAUGCAGUGUAUUGUUUAACGAGCACCCUGCAUUUCAUUGUAGCAUUGGUGUUACAGUUUUAAAUUAUUAA
Molecule: messenger RNA, 2785 nt
Organism: Thunnus maccoyii (southern bluefin tuna)
Lineage: Eukaryota; Metazoa; Chordata; Actinopteri; Scombriformes; Scombridae
Product: protein lifeguard 2-like
Exons: 12
Coding region: 717-1547 (276 amino acids)
Biological process (GO): negative regulation of apoptotic signaling pathway
Cellular component (GO): Golgi apparatus; membrane; endoplasmic reticulum
Source: RefSeq, a predicted model, not a curated record